AUGUCGCCUUGUAGAAGGGAAGGUUGUCCCUCGAAGGUCCUGCACAGUGCCGAAAUCCGGCGGCUGGUGGUGGCCUGGGAGCGCUGGCGAGCUUUGAAGGUGGGCUGGCCCACAAAUUGCCCGGGUGGCGAUUUGGUCGACACAUUGCCGGCCAUUGCUCGGACCUUGUCUUGGGAACAGCAGAAACUUGAGGCCGAGUGGCGAUCCUUCGUGGGGGAGGACAGAGCCAUUUCGGCCGAGUUGGCUGCAGCUGCCGAGAUUGCAGUGGAACGGGCCAGGCUCCGGGCACUCACAACCCUUGCCGCCACUUUGAGAGAUGCUUCAAGGACUGCGCUCAGACGAGAGCUGCGUCGAUGGCAUCACCAGGCACGCCAAAAGUCUCUGGAGCUCAAAGCCACAAGGGCGUGGUGCCGGCAAAGGCUGAUUUGCUGCUGGACGUCCUGGAAGGCCUGGCUGGCAGCUCCCCCGUUCCAGAUCUCCCAGCUUCGUGGCGCUUGCGCUCUGGAGCGAUCAGUUUGGAAGUUGGUACGUGCUCAGCUUGUUUUCGCUGUCCAUGAGAAGUGGCGGCCAUCAAGCCAGAGACGGAAACCAGAAGGCAGCCCAGAAAAGCGCAGAACAAGGUCGCCGUUGGGGGUGACCACCUCUGAUGCUUGGGCGUUGCCAUACGCUGGCACAAGAAGUUUGGAGAUGGGGAGCUUGAACAAUGCGGGCGAAACCUUGCACACUGAUGCGGUGGCGGUGGCCAACCGGGCUGACAGUUUGAUGAGGCUCAAGGUUCGACUGGCCUGGCAUGCAGACUUCGCCAACCGCUGCUUCGGGGUGGCAGGCAGACUGCACCAAGCUCCAUGCGAAGAGGAUUCCUUGGUCUGCUUAAAGGAGCGCUUGGAUAGGGGUGCCGCCUGCCUGCUGGAGUACACAUUGGCCUCUGUGUUUCGAGCGCAUCUGCGCUGGGCCCUGAAUUCACUGCUGUCUGCCGCGGCAGCACCAGCUCUUCAAAAGCCAAGGCAUCGCUUGCUCGCCCCAGCUCCUGCGUUGAAGUGGGCCUAG
Messenger RNA from Symbiodinium natans, 1047 nucleotides. Lineage: Eukaryota; Dinophyceae; Suessiales; Symbiodiniaceae. The record is from the annotation of a GenBank genome assembly.